CUUGCGAGAGGACCACUCCUUUUGGCUCUUUGGCCCAAAAUCUUCUCGACCACGGCCACGUUGCCCUUCCGGGCAGCCUCCAACAGUUCCUGGUCUUUGCCCAUGGCCCUUCGACGAGCCUCCUGUUCAUUUACCAGUCAUAUUUACCACGUAUCUUGCAAUACACUACUAUACGCACUCCCGUACUACGGAUUCAUUGAUCGCAGACAGCCAUGUUUGCACUGUCGCGCCCCUGGCGGUUACUAGCUCAAUCAAUUCACGUUCAUCUUUUGUCGUUCAUGGUUUUUCGAGCGGCGUUGCCUCGUCUCGGUUUUAUCCCAGCUAAAGGGAUUCAAGGGAUUGAUGAAUGUAUAAGAAAUUAAAUAGAUAUGUUUGUUGUUAUAAAACGUUUAGUUAAUUUUGUAUGUUUAUAAAUUAUUGGUUUCUUCGAUUGAUAUGUUUCUAAUUCAUUGAUAAAUUUUUAUGAAUGGGUCGAUGUGGCAACGAUGUUUAGUUUACGCAGUUUCGGGAGGUAGUGGUUCGUUUUAAUUCUGUAGUUUUUGUUUGGUUAAUUCAUGAUUUAUCGUAUCAUUAAGUAUAUAAAAUGUAAUCAAACGAUUAUUUUUGAUUUUUUUCUUAUUUAGUUUUUGCUAUCUUCGGUUUAAACAAAGUUGACAUGAAUCCAUUAUUUACUUUAGUAUGCUUUACUUCUAUUCUAUUCGCUGAUAGCGCUACUAUCAACAUCGACUUGUCCACGUUCCAUCCCGGUGAUGAAAAUUCCAACGUACUGAAGCAUUAUUACAAUAUAACGGAUAGAAUUACGGCGAUUAACGUAGCGCGUAUAGCCGAUGACGUUGGAUUCUUCGUAAUACAAGCGCACACUUUCAUUGAAAACGUAACCCUAUCUAAUAGCACUCAACCUGUUGAGGGAAGCUCCUCGACUGGCACUAAUAUCGGUUUAGUUUGGCUGGCGAAAGAACAAAAAUGGGAACCCUUCGCUAGGUUUUAUUUGACGAGAAACGCGCCAAUCGACAAUUCAAUUCGAUUGCUGUUGGUUAUCAAUGUGUAUGAUGAACGUGAUCCAGUACCAGGCGGUUGCAACCUUUCGUUUGAAACCGACAUAGCGCCGUAUCAAAUAGCCGAAUACACCGAUGACGUUAUAAUAGUGAAGAGUCAACCGCCUUCGGUCGAUGGAUCGGGACGGUGCGAUGACAAGAAAGUACAAGUGGACUUGUACCAUCUCUACCUGGGCGAGCGCGACAAUACGAUAGAGAGUUAUUUCGACAAUAUAGAGAAAAUGUUGAGCGUUCGAGAUAUCAUGGGGCACGGAACGAUGGUGCCUGAUGUGGACGUCAAGCGCAAGUAUUCGAGGAUGUAUAGUUCCUAUAGGGGUACUGGUGAAGUUUUCGCUGUGAUUUCUAAGUUCGGUAACGGCACGUCUGCCUACGUGCCGGCCGUUUCGUAUGGCUGUGAUUUGACCAAAUGGCAAGAUAGUUGCCUUGCACCAGUUGCACUUCAUUGGAAGUUCUUCUGCGCUUUCGUAUUGUUUUUCGGACUGUUCAUAUGCUUCUUCGGACAUCGAUUUUUUAAGUUCACUUUGUACAUCAUAAGUUUCUCGUUCGGUUUGCUGGUCACUUACCUGGUGAUAUCCAUGGAGGAGCAUUUUUCUUUUACCGAGAAAACCGUUACUGCUUUUACAGUGGGGUUCAUAUACGGCAUCAUUUGGCUGCUAAUUUGGCGUAGAUUCGGCAUUCCAAUCCUCACCGUUACUCUGGCUUUUAUUAUGUUCGGAUUUUUAGUAGCGUCUUUGCUGUUUAAUACGAUAUUAGUCGAUAUCCACGUACUCACCAAUCCGGUUAACUUUUGGCUGGCUUUUACCAGCACGAUUCUGUUGUGUAUCAUUGUAUCCAUGGUGAAUAUGCUGUAUGGUCAUAUUUCCUCCAUAAGCUGCCUAGGGGCUUAUGGUGCUGUGGCUUCGUUUUGCUUCUACGUUGGAGGAAAUUUGCCUUACGUUUUUAUUAACACCUACAGAAGGGUUGCUGUGAAGGAUUUCAGCAUGGCUGUGGUAGAUCCUCCGAUGGGCGUGAUCGAUGCGAUGCAAAUUAUUUUGUGGGUUUUGAUGAUGACCUUCGGAAUUUAUGUGCAGAGGCGUCACCAGAUGGGUAAACCACCUUUUCCUCCGAAUAGAAAUGCUUCAUCAGAAGAUGGACCGAUGAACGAGACCUCGGAAACAGCGCCGCUUUUAUAUCCUGAUUAUCCUGAUUAUGUACGAUCUCCCAAUUAUUCUACUCAUGGUAACUACUACAUGUAUUCACACACCGGAUGAUUAAGUUAAAUAGUAUCAAUCCUAUUGGAAUUUAUACUGGGGGUGUUAAAGUUUUUGUUGCAUUUUCAAGAGCUUUGUAUCAAUAAAUAAUAUUUUUUACUA
Molecule: messenger RNA, 2407 nt
Organism: Phyllotreta striolata
Lineage: Eukaryota; Metazoa; Arthropoda; Insecta; Coleoptera; Chrysomelidae
Source: the annotation of a GenBank genome assembly